Molecule: messenger RNA, 3175 nt
Organism: Engraulis encrasicolus (European anchovy)
Lineage: Eukaryota; Metazoa; Chordata; Actinopteri; Clupeiformes; Engraulidae
Gene: gabbr1b
Product: gamma-aminobutyric acid (GABA) B receptor, 1b
Exons: 25
Coding region: 140-3163 (1007 amino acids)
Biological process (GO): gamma-aminobutyric acid signaling pathway; G protein-coupled receptor signaling pathway
Cellular component (GO): membrane; G protein-coupled receptor heterodimeric complex
Molecular function (GO): G protein-coupled GABA receptor activity
Source: RefSeq, a predicted model, not a curated record
UAUAUGUUGUAGAAGGAAGAGGUUGAAGAGGAGGUGAAGAGACAGAAACAGGAGCAAUUAGUAGAAGAACAGCAGGAGAAGAAGGAGAAGUUGAAGAAAGGAACAGUGAAUACUUAGUAGAACGGCAGAAGGUGGAGAGAUGGCACUGUCAUUUCUUCUUUUCAUUCUCUCUGUGUCUGCUUCCCUCACUGCGGCACUUCACAAUACAACUGCAGGAUGCAACAUCAUCAGACCACCGAGGGAUGGAGGGAUCCGAUACAGAGGCUUAACUCAGGAGCAGAUCCGCAGUGUGCAGGUGCUGCCGGUGGACUAUGAGAUCGAGUACAUCUGCCGGGGCAACCGGGUCAUCGUGGGCCCCAAGGUCAGGAAGUGCCUACCGGACGGCACCUGGACCGAACCCAACCUGAAGAGCCUCUGUCUGCUGCCAUGUCCCCGUGUGUGGACAUCCUUGGAGAACGGGCGGGUGACAGUGGAGCCGUCGGGGCCCUCGGUUGAGGGGACGAUGGUGCACUACAGCUGCCUGCCAGGCUUCAUCCUUAUGGGACGAAACUCCACACACUGCACCAAGGCCGGCAAGUGGGACUCCCCCAAACCCGUCUGCCACUAUGACAGAGAUUACAAAGGCAAGAAGAAGCUGUACAUCGGAGCCCUGUUCCCCAUGAGCGGUGGAUGGCCCGGGGGUCAGGCUUGCCUGCCCUCCGCACAGAUGGCUUUGGAUCUGGUGAACAACAGGACCGACAUCCUGCCGGACUACGAACUGGAAAUGAUUCACUACGACAGUAGGUGUGACCCUGGCGAGGCCACUAAGCUGCUGUAUGACCUGCUGUACUCGGAGCCCAUAAAGAUCGUCCUCAUGCCCGGAUGCAGCUCCGUCUCUACGCUGGUCGCCGAGGCCGCGCGCAUGUGGAACCUCAUAGUGCUCUCCUAUGGCUCCAGUUCUCCGGCCCUGUCUAAUCGCCAGCGCUUCCCCACCUUCUUCCGUACGCACCCCUCGGCCACGCUCCACAACCCCACGCGCGUGCAGCUCUUCCAGAAGUGGGGCUGGACCAAGAUAGCCACCAUCCAGCAGACCACAGAGGUCUUCACCUCGACUCUGGAUGAUCUGGAGCAGCGUGUGAAGGAGGCGGGUAUUGAGAUCAGCGUGCGCCAGAGUUUCCUCACUGAUCCCGCCAUCGCCGUCAAGAACCUCAAGAGGCAGGAUGCUCGCAUCAUUGUCGGACUCUUCUACGAGACAGAGGCCAGGAAAGUCUUCUGUGAGGUGUUUAAGGAGAAGCUUUAUGGCAAGAAGCACGUCUGGUUCCUGAUUGGCUGGUACGCCGACAACUGGUUCAAGAUCAAGGACCCGUCCAUCAACUGCACAGUGGAGAACAUGACAGAGGCUGUGGAGGGACACAUCACCACCGAGAUCGUCAUGCUCAACCCCGAGACCGUACGAGGAGCCUCCAAUCUGACAUCGCAGGAGUUCCUGAAGCAGCUGAUGUCCAAGCUGGGCGGUAUGAACCCUGAGGAGACCGGAGGCUUCCAGGAGGCCCCCCUAGCGUACGACGCUGUGUGGGCCCUGGCUCUGGCCCUCAACAAGACGGUGGGCUACCUCAAGGAGCAGAACCGGCGCCUGGAAGAGUUCAACUACAACAACAACCUCAUCACCAAGGAGAUCUACCGCGCCCUCAACACCAGCUCCUUCGAGGGAGUGUCGGGCCACGUGGUGUUUGAUGCCCAGGGUUCGAGGAUGGCCUGGACUCUCAUUGAACAGCUGCAAGGUGGAAGUUAUAAGAAGAUUGGAUAUUAUGACAUGACCAAAGGCAAUCUCUCCUGGUUUGGAAAUGACAAGUGGAUCGGUGCCGGGCCCCCUGCGGACCAGACUCUGGUGAACUUUGAGUACCGUUACCUGUCCCAGAAGCUCUUCAUCUCCGUCUCGGUGUUCGCAGGCCUGGGCAUACUGCUGGGGAUAGUCUGCCUCACAUUCAACAUAUACAACAGCAACGUCAGGUACAUCCAGAACUCGCAGCCCUACCUGAACAACAUGACGGCGGUGGGCUGCAUGAUGUCACUGUCUGCAGUGUUUCCCCUGGGACUCGACGGCCUUCAUGUGGCCAGGGACCAGUUUCCUGUUGUCUGCCAGUUCCGCUUGUGGCUGUUGGGUCUUGGCUUCAGUCUGGCGUACGGCAGCAUGUUCACCAAGAUCUGGUGGGUGCACACCGUCUUCACCAAGAAGGACGAGAAGAAGGACAAGAGGAAGCACCUGGACCCGUGGAAGCUGUACGCCACCGUGGGAGUCCUGCUGGUCAUCGACAUCCUGGCACUAAUGAUCUGGCAGAUAGUCGACCCCCUGCACAUCACUGUGGAGAAGUUUACUCGUGAGACUCCUAAGGGGGACCUGGACGUGGUGAUCGAGCCCCUGCUGGAGCACUGUAGCUCUGAGAAGAUGAACACCUGGCUAGGAGUGGUGUAUGGCUACAAAGGGCUGCUGCUGUUGCUGGGGAUCUUUUUGGCCUACGAGACCAAAUCUGUCUCCACUGAGAAGAUCAAUGACCACAGGGCUGUGGGGAUGGCCAUCUACAAUGUCUCAGUGCUGUGUAUGAUCACUGCUCCGGUCACCAUGAUCUUGUCCUCUAAGCAGGACGCCUCCUUCGCCUUCGCUGCCCUGGCCAUUAUCUUCUCCGUCUACAUCACCCUGGUGGUGCUCUUCGUCCCCAAGAUGCGUCGUCUGAUCACACGUGGCGAGUGGCAGUCGGAGCAGCAGGAGACCAUGAAGACGGGCUCGUCCACCAACAACAACGACGAGGAGAAGAGCCGACAGCUGGAGAGAGAGAACAAGGAGCUGCAGAGGAUCAUACAGGAGAAAGAGGAGCGCGUGUCCGAGCUGCGUAACCAGCUGUCGGAGCGCCAGGCCCUGCGCUCGCGCCGCCGCCCCUCCUCGGCCAAUCAGAACCACAGCACGGUGCCCAGUGCCCCGCCGGUGGUGAUGCCCAGCGCCCCGCAGAUGGGCGCCGACCCCAAGUCCCUGCUGCCGCCGCCCGGCUACCCGCUGCCCUCCUCGGACAACCACACGCCGCUGCCCCCCUCCUUCACCACCUCCACCUCGUCACACCUCUACCAGCCCGACGGCAAGAUCAGCCGCAACCACUGCCACACCAGCCGCCUGCCCUUGCUCUACAAGUGAGGAGUGGAGGAG